AUGAAUCAAACCAAGUUUUCAAAACCCUCUUUCAGCGACUCCGAGUCCGAUGAUCGUAAUGCGCCACGCGGUGGAUUAGAUUCUGAAACCGCUGAGGCACUAGAAAAGUUUGAUUUUCUCCAUGAGCAGUCCUCAGGUGCUGGCGCAGGACGUGACGAAUGGGCUGCCACGGACCAGGGUGUCAUUGAUCGUUUGAAGGAGAAAUACAAAAGUGAAAAACGAACCAAGAGAAGCUCGGGAAGCAUGGAUGAUGCAGAAGAUAAGAGGCUGAACUUGAACGACACCGUAAUUUCUGUUGGCAGCGGAAGUGGUGGCAAUCCGCCAGCAGGAGUAAGAGGCAGGAGGGGCGAAUUUCUGGAUCUAAACGAUGCACUUGGAUUGCCUCCAGAUGAGAAUAUUGACAUUAAGGAUGACUUUAUCAUUGAGGACGACGAGGAGUCUUUAAAGGCAGCAAAAUGGAAUGUGAAAUUGACUCUGCGUUCUCAUCUCGACGCUAUUCGUGCAAUGCAGUUUCAUCCAGUUGAACCAGUAUUGAUCACAGCUGGAGAGGAUGGGACUGCAAAGCUGUGGAAUCUUGACGGAGCCAAGGAGAAAUCGGGUAGGUGUCAUUACUCUAGCACGAGGGUAGUAACUCAUUACCUUCUGUUCCUAAAUAAUAGGUUGGGCUGCUCACGGAAUUUUUGGGGAAGGGAAGCGAUAUAA
Molecule: messenger RNA, 702 nt
Organism: Cooperia oncophora
Lineage: Eukaryota; Metazoa; Nematoda; Chromadorea; Rhabditida; Trichostrongylidae
Source: the annotation of a GenBank genome assembly